Molecule: messenger RNA, 1582 nt
Organism: Nylanderia fulva
Lineage: Eukaryota; Metazoa; Arthropoda; Insecta; Hymenoptera; Formicidae
Gene: Gclm
Product: Glutamate-cysteine ligase modifier subunit
Biological process (GO): glutathione biosynthetic process
Cellular component (GO): glutamate-cysteine ligase complex
Molecular function (GO): enzyme regulator activity; glutamate-cysteine ligase catalytic subunit binding
Source: RefSeq, a predicted model, not a curated record
AAAUAUCGUCGAACCGCCAUUUAAACAAGCAUAAAAUUUGAAAUGUUUGAGCGCCUAUGGCGAAGAUUCUUUUUAUAAUUUACAAUUAACGCGUAGAAAAAUAUCACGUUUUAAAUAUUAAACAUUAUAAAAUUAAUUACUUUAAAAUGCUCCAAGAGAGAUAAGCUAUUUUGCGAUAACAAAGAUGUUUACGUAAAAUAAAAAAAACUCUUUCCUCAUAUUGUUCUUCUUUCUCGUAUGAAGAUAGGAACGCGUCGUCAUAUAUAUAUAACACAUGAAUUUACGCACAUAUCGAAGCAUAUAUUUUCCAUAUAUAUCCUCUCUGACAUGCGCUUAAUUCAUAUAUUAUGUGUUCAAAGGCAAAUGUGUGCGCGUAUAAACUUCCUUUAUUUCCGUGAUAGGAGAAAAUUAUAUACAUAUAUAUAUAUAUACACAUUCUCAACAGGUGCGUAAAACCGACAGCUCCGACUUGUUCAAGGAUCUCGAGGAGUGAUGUAAUUUGACGUAAUCUCGUAGGAUUUUAAUUUUUUUAGUCAUAAAUUGAAAAGUCACGGUAGCGAUGACAUCACUUUUCACCGCAAGUGUAUAAAUGUGCGGAUAACUGUCAAACGGGACGGACUUGCCGCGUGAAAUUCAUAUCGGUCGUGAAAAAUAUGCUAUCGCAUAACUUACUCGUCAACACCGGGAAUAUACUUUCCCUGAGCGAGGCGAGGCAGAAGGCGAGUCAAAAUUCCACGGACGAGCUGAUCGAGACGUUAAAAAUUAUUCUGAAUGAUAAGCAAAGCAAAGGAGAUGGAACAACAGUUAUUAAUGGAAAGGAGGAUACAAGCUUGCAGGAUGUCGAUAGAAAAGAUUUGAAGAUUACUGUAAAAGUAUUUAUCUCUUCACCCGAUGUUAACUCAUUGAAGGAGGCAUUAGAUCAAGCAUUUAAAGCACUAGGUACAAAUAUCAUAGAAUCUUUAGUGAUAGCUUACAAAAGUGCUGAAGAUCCAGAGAUUAUAUUGUCAUCAUUAAAAAGAAUAUGGUCUGUAGUGGGAGAAUACGUAAAAGUUGGUAAAUUAUCCAGUGUUGGUUUGAGUGACAUUAACACAAACACAUUCAUCGAACUAUUUCAGUGGGCUGAUAUAAAGCCAAAUAUUGUACAAAUUAAUUUAGCCACGUGUUGCGUAGUACCACCAGCCUUGCAAGAAUUUACUAAGGAAAAUGACAUUCAGUUGUUGACACACAGUGAUCCAUGUGACUGUAUGUAUAAUAGUUUUGAUCGUCCUUCGAGCGGCUCGCAGCCCUUGCUAGCGGUAGCCGAUCGGGAGCCCGGUGGACAGCGGUGACACCGGAGGAGAGUCCUUCCUUUUGUGUGUGUGUGUGUGUUCCCGGCGUCUCCGUCGUCGUAGACCGGCCUCGAUAUAUGCGCUUCGUUUUUUCCCUUUACCAUCACCGCCUUGUGCUGCUGCUACCUUCUCGGAUCUUUUCCUUUCCCGCCCGUUCUACGUUCUCUACUCUCCACCGCUCCCAAGGAUCCUUUUACGUUAAGCCGCACCGCGUGGCACACACGUUUACUGCGAGGACAACGAAGCGAUGGAAC